Molecule: messenger RNA, 1101 nt
Organism: Miscanthus lutarioriparius
Lineage: Eukaryota; Viridiplantae; Streptophyta; Magnoliopsida; Poales; Poaceae
Source: the annotation of a GenBank genome assembly
AUGGCGUCUCCUUCUCCGUCCUGCCGUGGCAGCGGCGGCAAUAAGGCGGACGUGGACCGGAUCAAGGGCCCCUGGAGCCCCGAGGAGGACGAGGCCCUGCAGCGGCUCGUGGCCCGCCACGGCGCCCGCAACUGGUCCCUCAUCAGCCGCUCCAUCCCGGGGCGGUCCGGCAAGUCGUGCCGCCUCCGGUGGUGCAACCAGCUGUCGCCGCAGGUGGAGCACCGCCCCUUCACGCCCGAGGAGGACGACACCAUCCUCCGCGCGCACGCCAGGUUCGGCAACAAGUGGGCCACCAUCGCGCGCCUCCUCUCCGGCCGCACCGACAACGCCAUCAAGAACCACUGGAACUCUACGCUCAAGCGCAAGUACUACGCCGCCUCCGCCUCCGCCGCCACCGGCGAUGCGGCGGCCGGCCCUGGUGGUGGUGCUGAUGCCGACGACGAGCGCCCGCUCAAGCGCACCAGCAGCGACGGCCACCCGGGCCUCUGCUUCAGCCCCGGAAGCCCGUCCGGGUCCGACCUCAGCGACUCCAGCCACCACAGCCUUCCCUCCGUCAUGCCGUCAGCCGCAGCCGCUGCCGCCGUCACCUCCCAGCAGCAGCAGCAGCACGUGUACCGCCCCGUGCCGCGCGCGGGCGGCGUGGUCGUGCUCCCGGUGGCGCCGCCUCUUGCGCCGCGGCCGCCUUCUCCUCCUCCGCCGCCGCAGCAGCAGCCGCCUCCGGCGACCUCCUUGUCGCUGUCCCUCUCCCUGCCAGGGCUGGACCAGCAGCAGCCCGAACCAUCCCCAACGAUGCCGGCACCGGCACUGCCUCAACCUCCUGUACAGAUACAGCGGCAGCAGCCAGCUCCUCCUCAGAUGCCGCCGCCGCCACAAGCACAACCGAGGUUGCCGUUCCAGCUGCAGGCGCCGGCGCCCGCGACGAACCUCACGUCGCCGCAGCCGGCAGCAGCGCCGUUCAGCUCGGAGUUCCUGCUGAUGAUGCAGGAGAUGAUCCGGAUCGAGGUCCGGAACUACAUGUCCGGGUCGGGCUUCGAUCCGCGCGCCGACGGCGCCGUGCACGCCGUGAGCAAGCGCAUGAUGGGCAUGGCCAAGAUCGAGUAG